AUAGUUUUUCUUUUCUGAAACUGUUUAAUCUGUCAUAUUAUGAUCUGGGUUGUUUGCAUUUUCUUAUUAAGUUGUGGAAAUAAUGGACAGUUUGGUUUGAAUCACUGUUAUGUUUGGUGAUUCCAUUAAUUUCUACUUUGUUUCUGCUCUGAUUAGUGAUUUUCAUUGUGGGGUUUCUUUACUUUAGUGAAUGGAGUGUUCCCCCCACCUUCGAACCCAAACCCCAUCUGUUCAUUCAUAAUAGCAUCUCCUUUGGAUUUCUUUGUCUGUGUUUUUAGGGUUGUAUGAAGAAUCUGCAACUUUUGAAAGCUGAUUUAGUGUUAGAUAAUGGGGAAAUAGAUAGGGAGAAGAAGAAGAAGAAAGCACUUUUUGGGUUUGUCAACAUAGAGGAGACAAUGGUUUAAUAACCCAUUAGAUAUCUUUGGAAUGACAGGGAAAGGUGCAUUGCUCUGUACUAGCCCUGAAACUUUCCCAGUGAGAUUUAUUGCAAUGGCCUUAAUGGGAGGCUUUUCUCAUCGCCUCUGUAUGAAAAGUGUCUGGCUUCUGGGUGGUUCUUUGGUUUCAGCCCCUUGAUUCUAUAAGAGGAAUUCAUGGCUGUGACGGCUUCGCUGUACCAUUUGCUUUUUUCGGUAUUUGAAUCUCUACUGUGAGUUAUUUCAUGUGAGAUCCCACGUUGGUUGGAGAGGGGAGCGAAUAAUUUUUUAAAACGGUGUAAAAACUUCUUACUAGUAGAAGCGUUUAAAAACCGUGAGACUGAUGGUUAUAUGUAACGGUCAAAUACUAUCUGCUAGCGGUAGACUUGGGUUUGUUCAGUUGAUUCAGUCUUCUACUGAGUGGCAUCGCUUACUCCUUCAACAUUUGAGUCUCCCCAACCAUCUUCAAUGGAGCAAAUUUUCUAGAGGAACCGAACUCAACGGCUCGAGAACAGAUUCCAGCUUCAAUUAUCACUUGUAGACCCUUUUGAAUUGCUUACAACCUUGGCUACAUCAACUUCUAUAAUGUAAGGUAUCGCUUUAGCCAAGAACAGAGUGAUGGAUGUGCUUGAACAGUUCAUUGAUCGAUUAUAGAAGAGGAAGUAACAGAGGCACGCUGGUGUAGCAGGACGAGUUGACCAUGGCCUCGACUUCUUUUGCUGGCAGGAAGCAACUGCCAGUGAUUGAAGCUACUUCUAGCUGUAUUCCAUACCCACCACCGCAGACAACAUAUGAGGAUAUUGUAGCUAAUCCAAAUAUCUUUAUGGCAUCCUUGGAAAAGCUCCAUUCUGUCAUGGGAACUAAGUUCAUGAUCCCGAUUAUUGGUGGGAAAGAACUAGACCUGCAUCGACUUUUCGUGGAGGUUACUUCUCGUGGUGGCAUUGAGAAGGUUAUAAGAGAGAGAAGAUGGAAAGAAGUAACUUCAGUUUUCAAUUUCCCUUCAACGGCCACCAAUGCCUCUUUCGUUCUCAGGAAGUAUUAUCUUUCGUUGCUUCAUCAUUUUGAACAGAUUUACUUCUUCAAAGCUGUGGGAUGGACACCAAUAAUUUCUGAUUCCUCUCUGUGCCCAAGUGCAGCGACGAUUCCUACCCAAGGGACGGCCUCUAUGUUACCACCAUCAGAUAAUCAGGCGGCGUCCCAGCCUCCACGUAGUACUGCAACUGAACUUCCAGCAGUUGCUCCGGGAUCGACAUCUCCAGCAGGAGGGUUUCCAGUGAUCGGAGUCAUUGACGGGAAAUUUGAUAGCGGAUAUCUUAUUACUGUUACUGUAGGGACGGAGAAGCUAAAAGGUGUGCUUUAUCAGGCUUCUUCUGAGCAACCUACUCAGCCUGUUGGUGUUUUUGCCAAAGAUGGUACACCAAAUGCUCAUCAGCAUCGCCGUCGGAAGAAAUAUGAGAUAAAACGAAGGGAUCCCGGUCAUCCGAAGCCAAAUAGAAGCGGCUACAACUUCUUCUUUGCUGAGCAGCAUGCUAGACUCAAACCAUUACACCCGGGGAAGGACAGGGAGAUAAGCAGAAUGAUUGGUGACCUUUGGAAUAAACUUAAAGAGUCUGAAAGAAUAGUUUACCAGGAGAAAGCUAUGAAAGAUAAAGAACGAUACAGAGUCGAGAUGGAGGAUUACAGAGAGAAGCUGAGGACAGGCCAAGUCAUCAGUGAUGCAGUGCCUUUACAGCAGCGUCUUCCCGAGCCAGACCUGAAUAUGGUCUAUGCUGACAAGAAUGAAGAAACGGAGGAUGGCGAGUCUCCACAAACCCCAGAUAAUGAUACAAGCUAUGUUGAAGGCAACUCCGGAGAGUAUAAAAUGGAAGUGAAGGAGGAGGACGAAGAGGAGGAAGAGGAGGACUCGGAAGAAGAUGCAUCUCCGAAAGGAAUUGGUAUUGUGGAUGUUAAUGCUUUGGUCGAGGAGGAACAGUGCAAGACGGGAACAGCCGAAGAGGAUGUUAGAAAAGAGAGUAGCACAGUUGGGGACGAUAAAGAAGUGUACGCCGGGGAGUCGGUAAUGAUGGAGGUGGAUGCAAAGGAAGAACCAGAACCAACAACAGACAUUCGAGAAAAUUAAGGUACUAUACUGCUCAGUUUUUGCAGAGCCUCAUCAUGUUUCCCUGUCUCUUGCUUCCAUUACUAAAGCUAAUACUUGUAAAGUUUUCAAGUUUUCUGAAAGACUUUGAGAUUCUUAUCAGGGAAAAGUUUUGGAUCUUUCCAUCACUUCUGUUUUGGGAAGAAAUUUUGUUGCCUUUUGUUGAACAUUCCAACUGGAAUCACUCCCUGAUUUGUUUAUAAGCGAAGCCGGUUAUUAGUAGCAGGUCGAGA
Molecule: messenger RNA, 2783 nt
Organism: Cucurbita maxima (winter squash)
Lineage: Eukaryota; Viridiplantae; Streptophyta; Magnoliopsida; Cucurbitales; Cucurbitaceae
Product: high mobility group B protein 15-like
Exons: 8
Coding region: 1114-2532 (472 amino acids)
Molecular function (GO): DNA binding
Source: RefSeq, a predicted model, not a curated record